UAGGGAUUACAAAGUUUGCCAGGAGAAUUGGCAAUAACAUUGGCCAGUCUGUCGGUUGACACUGUGAGAUACAAAACGACCUAACAAAACGUUCCCGAGGCAGAAGCCGCGUCUUCGAUCCUAACAAAAUUUUAUAUCCAACCGUUCCCCUACGUAAAAUCAUCUGUCAGAUAUUCGGAAGCCAGUGCUACCAACGGAAAAAAAAAAAAAAAGAAAAAAAAUGGCACUGACAAUCGCCUUACCGCUGUCAGGAAUAGAGCCGGAGCAUUUCUACGCCCUGGGGGUUCGUCUGCUGUACGAUCAGGGUGUUAGGACCCUGACAGGACAAGGACCAGCGUCACCGAGUACCGGAAGCGAGUCGAGCGGUUUCAGUAGCUGCUUCGCACCUUCCGUGGAUUCAUCCACGCCUAUAAUCACGCCGGGAUCAUCGAGGCCUGACACACCGAACGAGGAUCCAAUCAGACCUUCGGGAAAAAUGACACAGGCUAUCAAGGUGGUAUACGGAGAACGGGAUAUUCUGAAUCUCGGUGCCAACAUCAGGGAACCGUCCUGGCAACUGAGAAGCCCCAUGAUGCCAUCUUGCAAUUUGACGAUAUUGAUGGCCAAUAGAUCGAUUUAUUGUAGGUUAGGCAAAUACGCCCUUACCGAAGAUUAUCCGACAAGAAACUGCAAAGAUUGCGGCUUCAGGGAACCGUCUCCGUAUCUCUUCUGACGACAUAAAUUGAGAAGUGACGUCACCGACAACCUAUCAAAUUUAUAAGACAACGCGGCAGCCGGCUCGUAUUGAAAAUUAUUUUCAAAAAAAAAAAAAAGGAAUCCAAAGAAACUAAAAAAGGAUAUUAUCUCAAAGAGACAAAGGACACCGAGAGCGACUCCGUUGCGUAUCGUCCUUAAUAUUUUAAAAAUAAAAAAAAAAACCAAACAACAAUCGACAAGCUUUACCAAAUAUGUAAAAGUUCGCAGCAAGUAUAUACUGACGAAAAAACGAUGAUUCCAAAAGAAGCCGGUUACGAGCUGCAAAAAUGAGCGAUCGAAAAAAAAAAAAUUUUUUUCUACCAAAAGAUGCUCUAUUAUGACUCAACAUAAAAAAAAAAUUAAAAAAGACAGAGAUAGAAACUCGAGACGCAAAUGUUCACGAAACACGUUUGUUGUCAAUAAUUUAUUGAAAAAUGAAUUUAGAAAAAAAAAGUUUUACCAUCAAAACCUCGUCGCACCUGUUCUACGCGUGUAUCUUCAUUAUACACUAUAGCUGUACGUAACUUUCAAUUGAAAUCGCAUUCAAAGCGUUCUUAUCCAUUAUACAGUAAGGACCGUUGUUUAUGUCUAAAUAAACAAUUUAUUUUUAUAAAAA
Cephus cinctus (wheat stem sawfly) is the source of this 1351-nucleotide messenger RNA. RefSeq lists its product as uncharacterized. NCBI's taxonomy places the organism in Eukaryota, Metazoa, Arthropoda, Insecta, Hymenoptera, Cephidae. The record is from RefSeq and is a predicted model, not a curated record. The coding region runs from base 221 to 712 and encodes 163 amino acids. The transcript is spliced from 4 exons.